AUGUCUAUCCUCAAGAUUCACGCCAGAGAGAUCUUCGACUCCCGUGGAAAUCCCACCGUUGAGGUCGAUCUUUACACCGCCAAAGGGCUCUUCAGAGCUGCUGUGCCCAGUGGUGCCUCCACUGGGAUCUAUGAGGCCCUGGAGCUCCGGGACAAUGAUAAGACCCGGUAUCUGGGCAAAGGUGUCUCAAAGGCUGUUGAGCACAUCAAUAAAACGAUUGCGCCUGCCCUGGUUAGCAAGAAGGUGGACGUGACGGAACAGGAAAAGAUCGACAAGCUGAUGAUUGAGAUGGAUGGAACUGAGAAUAAAUCAAAAUUUGGUGCAAAUGCCAUUCUGGGCGUGUCCCUCGCUGUGUGCAAGGCCGGAGCUGUUGAGUAG
Echinops telfairi (small Madagascar hedgehog) is the source of this 378-nucleotide messenger RNA. RefSeq names its product alpha-enolase-like. Gene Ontology annotation, biological process: glycolytic process. The transcript has a single exon. Lineage: Eukaryota; Metazoa; Chordata; Mammalia; Afrosoricida; Tenrecidae. The record is from RefSeq and is a predicted model, not a curated record. Gene Ontology annotation, cellular component: phosphopyruvate hydratase complex. The coding region runs from base 1 to 378 and encodes 125 amino acids. Gene Ontology annotation, molecular function: magnesium ion binding; phosphopyruvate hydratase activity.